This is a messenger RNA of Nylanderia fulva, 1091 nucleotides long. The record is from RefSeq and is a predicted model, not a curated record. Lineage: Eukaryota; Metazoa; Arthropoda; Insecta; Hymenoptera; Formicidae.
GUUAUUGGCCACCGUUUCACAUGGAAAAAAUUGUAGCGGCUAUCAAAAAACAUGCCGAACCAAAUACAUGUUGGCCUUCAUAUAAUGUUAUGACUUUCAGAAACAGCAGUUAUGAUAACUAUAAAACAGCCAGGGAAAAAGCCAAAAAGGCUGAAUUAACAUCUGAAUUAAACUCCGAGACUGAUAAUGAUAACAUUUCGAAAAGAAAAAUUAUCCCAAAGAAAUUCUUUUCGUCAUCAGAUGAAUCUACCGAAGAGUGCACUAAAUUACGGACGCCUCCAAUUAUGAACACACAAAAAUCAUUGAAAAGUACAAAUUACGAAAAUGCGAAGAGCAACAAAUGUCAAUCAAGAUCAGUGGAUCAAUCAUCCAAUGAAGUUCCGAAUAAACGGACGAAGCACUUACAAGAUGGAUUUUUGAAUAUUUCAAAUAUUUUGCAGGACAAUGAGCACAACAUACAAAAUAAUAAGACAGAAGAUGUUGUCGACAAUAAAAUUGUGCUUCAGUAUUUUAAAGAAAUUAUCCGUCAGCAAUCAUACUUUAAGACCCAGUUAUGGCAAAUAGCAGAUGAUUUAAAAGAUAUGAAAAAUGAAUUGUUGCAACAAGUUCAUCAACGGCCCAAUGUAACUGAAAGAGAAGAGUCUAUUUUUUCUUUUCCUCAUCUUCCUUUUAAUUCGGUGGAAGAUUUAGAAGAGCACGUGGAACAAUUUUUAAAUCAACCGAAUAAGUUCGAAAUAUCGGUUAAAGAAGUAUCUAGAGUAGGGGGAAAAAAUCCUUACGAAUUUAUUAAGCGCAAUUGUACUCGUUUGUUGACCAACGAGCUGGCUGAAAAAUAUAGUUGGCUAGGAGCAAAACAGAAAAGGAAAUUUUGUCAUUUAAAACUCGCUGACUUGCUAAUUGUUUCCGGUCAAGAUAGUAAUUCCGAAUAUAACAAGAAAGUUUUAGAAGAAGCAGUUCAGAAAUGGCUGCGAAGAGCUAAAGAAAGAUUAAAUGGUGAAAAGAAGAAGCAAGAUAACAAAGAACUGAAGAAGACUCAUCAUAACUAUAAGAAGACUAAUAACAAGAAGAUUAAUAAUAUUAAUAAUUUUUGA